This is a messenger RNA of Clunio marinus, 303 nucleotides long. The record is from the annotation of a GenBank genome assembly. Lineage: Eukaryota; Metazoa; Arthropoda; Insecta; Diptera; Chironomidae.
AUGAAUGAAGAUUCAUUAAAAGAGCGAUGGGUGAAUAGAGCAAAGAAUAACAAGAAUCAUCAACAUGAAUAUUGUUUAUGCCGUGAAUGUCUAGAGAUUGAAUUAAGACUGAGACUGUGCCAUCAGUUCUUGAACGUAACCAUCAUGCUGGAGUGGAACAGAGUUGGAGAAAGAGAAAGAACACAAAAAAAAAGCUUUAAAAAAGCUCUCAUCAGAGCAAUGUCAAUACGACACAAUCAUAAACGUCAAUUCAAGGCAAAAUGUUUAUUGGUGGACAUUUUCACUCUCACUUUUCAUCGUUAA